UUUAAAUGUUAGUCCGCAGCAAAUACUUCCGGGUUUAGUCAUUAGGAAAAAGUUUUAGUGUUUUAUGUCCCAGAGACAAAACAUUAAGAUGGCUGCAACGGAUGUGCAAAGGGUCCCUUCAAAUGCGGGAGAUCUAGUAAGAUCGGUGCUACAGGCCCCAGCCCCGGCAGUGAGAACUAGCAGCCAGACUGGCCCCCGUAACCUCAACCUGACGGGCCAUGUGGGAUUUGACAGUCUGCCUGACCAGCUGGUGAACAAGUCUGUCGCCCAGGGCUUCUGCUUCAAUAUUCUCUGCCUUGGUGAGACGGGACUCGGUAAGUCAACCCUGAUGGACACAUUGUUCAACACACACUUUGACUCGACCCCGUCCACACACGACCUUCCCGGAGUGAAACUGAAGGCCAACACUUACGAACUCCAGGAGAGCAAUGUGCGACUAAAGCUCCGUAUUGUGGACAGUGUGGGAUUCGGGGACCAAAUCAACAAGGAAGAGAGCUGGAAGUCGAUUGUUGACUACAUAGAUAAUCAAUUUGAGGUGUUUCUCUCUGAGGAGCUGAAGAUCAAGCGCUCUCUGUUUAACUACCAUGACUCCCGUAUACACGCUUGUCUCUACUUUGUGGCACCCACUGGACACUCAUUGAAGGCCCUGGACCUGGUGACCAUGAAGAAACUGGACAAUAAGAUCAACAUCAUCCCCAUCAUAGCCAAGUCCGACACCAUCACCAAAGCAGAGUUACAAAAGUUCAAGGCCAAGAUUAUGGCUGAGCUGAAAUCCAAUGGUGUGAACAUCUACAGCUUCCCAACUGAUGACCAGACAGUUGCUGACACCAACAACGCCAUGAAUGGUCACCUGCCAUUUGCAUGUGUGGGUUCGAGUGACGAGGUGAAGAUAGGGAAUAAGAUGGUCAAGGCACGGCAGUAUCCCUGGGGAACUGUUCAAGUUGAGAAUGAGAACCACUGUGACUUUGUGAAGCUCCGUGAGAUGUUGAUUCGUACAAACAUGGAGGAUCUAAGGGAGACAACUCACAGCCAGCACUACGAGCUCUACCGACGCCACAAGCUCGAGAAUAUGGGCUUCUCUGACAACGAGUCCAAGAGUCUGUCUGAGACAUAUGAGCAGAAGCGUCAGGAGCACAUCACUGAGCUACAGAAGAAGGAGGAGGAGAUGAGACAAACAUUUGUGAUCAAGGUGAAGGAGAAGGAGGCCGAGCUGAAGGAGGCAGAGAAAGAGUUACACUCCAGUUUUGAUAGCCUGAAGCGUCAGCAUGGGGACCAAAAGAAGAAGAUCGAGGACAGCCGUAAACGCCUUGAGGAUGAGAUGAAUCUCUUUAACCAGCGCAAAGCCCAGUACCAAGCACAGCAGUCCACUCUCGGCAAGAAGAAAAAAUAAAAACUUGGGAUAACAGGGAUUUAAAGGGGGUGGGGUUCUUAAAAGGAUGGGGAUUUUAAUGGGUUAAAGAAGUUUUUUUAGAAGAAAUGUUUAUGAGGUAUAGGCAGUGAAAUGACUGGCUGAUUAUUUCAUUAAUGGCAAACCCAUUGUCCAAAAUUCAGGUGUCAUUCAUCAACUAGUCAAUUUGGACCAAUUGGAAAGAAAUAGUGUGAUUGUGUUGAUAAAAUCUGGCAAAGUAACGAUACAGAAAGUGUACAUGAUGACCAAAUUGUAGAAUUAAUAUAGGCUUAUAUUUAUUAUAUAAUAAUUGAUUUAAUGAAAGAUUAAAUGGGACUCACUCACAUAUGUUGGCAAAAAUUUGUUGAAAUUGAGAUAGUUUACUUACUUAAUGAACAAAAACAGAUAAGCCACUAGCAGAGAAUCAUUUUAUAAGAUUUUUGUAAAUCCAACCUUAAAAUGACUCAAUUUAAAACUAUUUUCAGCAAAAUAGAGCAUUUUUUGUCUCAAUUUUUAAUAAUUAUUAAUAAAGUUAUAAAUUGAAUUUUUGAUGAUGUCUUAAGCAUUUUGUUAAAAGCAUUUCAUUAACAUUUCAAACGAAAUAAAUGUCUGCUAUUAUAAAACGAGAAUGAGUCUCUUUAAAGUGUUGUUUUAAAGUGCCUAAAAUAACAGUGUUGUGUUGAAAAUGAAGAAUAUAGAAACUGGAAAUAAAAAUAAAAUUCAUAAGUGCUUUUUAAAAUAUUCAAAAGUACUAGAUAUUGAUAAGUGCAAUACUUCAAGCUGGGAAUGGCAUGCAAUGUUGUACAAAACCUUCAAUAUUUUAUAACAAAUGUAUUCAGUAAUUUAGUAAUAUGUCAUGCACAUUCUUAUUUUUCUAUUCUUCCUGUUCUUCUGAAAUGUGGCAAGCUUUUUUCUAUUGAAAACCAAGAUUUUACAGACAAUCUAUACUACUAUGUGUUCAUUCUAUAAGUUGCUGAUAUUAUUUAGUUUUUAGAGGAAGAACUGUGUUCUAUCAACUUCUAUGUCACUUAGUGACUUGUUUCAAUGUAUUUUUUUGCUGAGUUACUUACUUCUGGCAAUUGACAAUGUCAAAAUAUUAAACAGAAAAAUAUAAAACUUGAAUGGAGCUAAUAUGAAUUGGCAUUUUGCUGAAAUGAAUUCAAUCCAUUUAUUUAUUUUACCUAGUAUAAUAUUAGUCAAUGUAUAAUAGUAGCUGUCUGUUGUUAAGUGUUUUUGUAUUAUCGUUGUGUUGUUUUUGUAUGUCUGUAUUUUUAACUGAUGUCUGUGUGUCAAUUGUAUUUCUACUUAUGCCAUAAACUUGAACCAAUCAUCAGAUUCCCACCAUUGUUUUUUUAGCACUUAAUGCUAGUAUGCUUGUAUGCUAGUUAAAUGAUGACACAGAGUUGUUAUGUGUUUUGUUUGCAAAGAAAAAUAUCAUCAAUAGACUUGGAGUAUAAGCAGUUGUUUAAUUGAGUUCAUUUUUUAUAUCUUUUCUAGAAUAAAGAAUUACACCGAUUUAUUACUCUUAUUUUCUGAUUUGUUGAAUAAAUGUUCGCUCCGGCAUAGAUGCAUCUAAAGCAGUGCUGUUGAUCGCAUUUACAUAUUUAUUGUGAGCUUUGCCUUUUGAAAUCUUUGAAUCUCCACAUGUGUAUUUGAAACUUGCCAACUUUAGCUGCAGUAUUAGCCAUGUUUUAUGUUGUGUUGACUGUACCAUGCUUCUUAUAACUAACAAACAUUCAGGAUAUUACCAUGAAACCUGGUACACAUGUAACUAGUGACAAUAUGUAAAUGUGUAGCAAGGCAGAUAACUCUUGCCAAAAUAGUUAUCAAGUUAUGCCCCUUGAUAGUUUGAAAGAGAAAUGCAAAAUCUUAAACUUGGUCAUAACUUAAUGUUUUGUUCAAGAUGAUCACGAAACUUUGUUCACAUAUAACCAGUCACAAUAUGCACAUAUGUGGCAAGGCCCAUAACUCUGUUUAAAAUUAGUUAAGUUAUGCCCUUUGUUUGAUUGACAACAGAUAAGAGUUGGCAUUUUCUCCCCAGUGCUUCUGUUAGUUAAAGGGAUAAUGGUACAGCCAUUGUAAAUAGAAGUAGAGAUAUUUUGUACUAUGCUUUUCAUAUGUUUUUAAUCACGUAUCUUUUGUAUUAAUCAUUUAUUUCAUAACCUCUGACUAACAGCAUAAUAUGUACUUCAUGUCUUCCAUGAUUUUCAAUCACAUUAUCAGAAACUUUGAAAUGAAUUUCCUAUACAAGCUGGGAGUACGGUUAAACUGGGAGUUGGAUUAAAAUUGAAAUUGGUCCCAGAUACAAGCGAACAAAAUGUACAUGAUAAUUAUCACCUAUUUAGGAUGAUCUUUUAGGUUGUUGUUAUCAUUCUUUUCUCAUUAUCAAUUGUGUGUGAGAAACAAAAACAGUAUCAAUUCUCUGUGUGUUUAACAAAACAGUGUCAAAAUGUUAUGGACUUUUAUUCUUUAUGGAAUGUAAAAUGUACAUAAGAAAUAUGCAAUAAAUAUACUUAAACUUA
Mya arenaria is the source of this 3909-nucleotide messenger RNA. Its product is annotated as septin-11-like. Gene Ontology annotation, molecular function: GTPase activity; molecular adaptor activity; GTP binding. Gene Ontology annotation, biological process: cytoskeleton-dependent cytokinesis. Gene Ontology annotation, cellular component: cell division site; septin complex; septin ring. The transcript has 11 exons. Bases 65 to 1390 code for a protein of 441 amino acids. The record is from RefSeq and is a predicted model, not a curated record. NCBI's taxonomy places the organism in Eukaryota, Metazoa, Mollusca, Bivalvia, Myida, Myidae.